Gossypium raimondii (Peruvian cotton) is the source of this 988-nucleotide messenger RNA. RefSeq names its product ADP-ribosylation factor-like protein 2. Gene Ontology annotation, molecular function: GTP binding; GTPase activity. Gene Ontology annotation, cellular component: microtubule cytoskeleton; cytoplasm. The coding region runs from base 209 to 766 and encodes 185 amino acids. The record is from RefSeq and is a predicted model, not a curated record. NCBI's taxonomy places the organism in Eukaryota, Viridiplantae, Streptophyta, Magnoliopsida, Malvales, Malvaceae. The transcript has 5 exons. Gene Ontology annotation, biological process: protein folding.
CACCAAGAACAGGAGAUAAAAAUGAGGGAAAAUGAAAAAAUGGAAUGUACUCUUUUUUUUCUUUUUAAUCCCGAAACAAUAUCGUCCAAAGGACAGUGCUGCGCUAUAUAUCAACUUCUCCGCAAAAUCUUGAAACCAAAAUUUCUCCAUCUGCAGAUCAAUCGAAAAUUUUCUUAGUUUCUUUCUAUCUUUGCCGUAAGCAGAAGAAAUGGGACUUCUUAGUAUCAUUCGGAAAAUCAAGAGAAAAGAAAAGGAAAUGCGAAUCCUUAUGGUUGGACUUGAUAAUUCAGGGAAGACCACAAUUGUUUUGAAGAUUAACGGAGAGGAUACAAGCGUAAUUAGUCCCACUCUUGGCUUCAACAUCAAAACCAUCACAUACCAGAAAUAUACUUUGAAUAUAUGGGAUGUAGGUGGUCAAAGAACUAUAAGAUCGUAUUGGAGGAACUAUUUUGAGCAAACUGAUGGUUUGGUUUGGGUUGUUGAUAGCUCAGAUCUUAGAAGAUUAGAUGAUUGCAAAAUGGAACUGGAUAAUCUUCUAAAGGAAGAGAGGUUAUCAGGAGCAUCCUUGUUGAUACUAGCUAACAAACAGGACAUAAAAGGUGCUCUUACACCAGCUGAAAUUGCUAAAGUGCUGAACCUGGAAUCUAUGGAUAAAACUCGGCAUUGGAAAAUUGUAGGGUGUAGUGCAUACACUGGUGAAGGGCUUCUUGAGGGAUUCGAUUGGUUGGUGCAAGAUGUUGCCUCGCGGAUUUACAUGCUUGACUAGCCUGAAUCUGAUUGGUAUAAAAUGUUAUAAUUCUUCAUUUGAGAGCACAGUAAUAGAUUAGAAAUCUAAGUACUUUGUUUGGUUGACUUUUGAAGCAGAAAGAUAAACAUUUGAAUGUGUUUGGAGAAUUUCAAAUAUCAAAAUUGAAGGUCUGAAGUACUUAUAUUUAUCAAAUAUCUUUGAACACAAUGUUCUAAUGCCAAUCUGAUAAUGAUUUCUUUA